Messenger RNA from Oikopleura dioica, 915 nucleotides. The record is from the annotation of a GenBank genome assembly. Lineage: Eukaryota; Metazoa; Chordata; Appendicularia; Copelata; Oikopleuridae.
AUGCACAACAAGGAAGAAGACGCCAAAAAGUCCCCGCGAUUGGAUGUUUGGGGAUUCGCCUUGAUUUUACAGGAAGUGCUGACUUUGGAACAUCCUUUCGGCCGAGUCGAUGGUCGACCAGCGCUCACUGGAGAAAUAUUGGCAAACAUUCAAACUGGAAAACGGACGUCGCUGUUUGAAAUCUUCGGCGAAACGGAUGAAGUUGAAAUGUUUGAAGUUCUCCUCGAAAAAUGCACCAAAGUUGAUAGGACCGAGAGGCCGAGAAAUGCGAUUGAGCUGCGAAAUGAAGCUUUCUUCCUUGAAUUCUUGAAGCGAAUCGAAAAUGGCGAGCAAGCGAGCAACAUAGUUCCGUCUCCUUUUCCAAAUGAAAAUGACGAAGUUGAACGAUUUAAAGAAGAGAUGAGGCAAAAGGACAGGACGAUUCAAGAACUGCGAAACCGACUCGCGAAUUUCGAUGAAAUCAAGGAAGAAAACCAGAAAAAAGCCGCGAUCAUUAAUCAACUACAAGAUCGACUGAACACUUUCAACGAAAUUAUGGAAGAUCGACUAAACGAAGAGAAGAAGCAAAAAGAAGAAGCUCUUGCCGCUCAAAAUCGAUUUGCGAGUGCUCAGGAGUUUGAGGUGGCGGAGAAUGGAUGGAAUCUUAAAUUCCGAGGUGGUCGUCAGGGUUAUGGAGGAGAUGGUUGGCAUCGUCUCGUGAUCUGGAGCAAAGACGGCGGAGUUCGAUUCAAAGCGGUGGUGCAGGAGAUUGAUUAUGAAAAUGGAGAGCUGCUGAGCAGAGGAGAGGUAACAAGUGAGCCAGAUGGACAGAAGCAGAAAAUCAAAAGCAAGUACGGAGACUAUCGUCACGGCUGCUUUGUAAGAUACAACAUCACUUUAAGAUUCAAACUAUUUUCUUCUUUUGAUCUAUUUUAA